UGAUAACAAGUGUCAUGGCGGCGUCCGCGGCUGUCCGCGCUGGUGUGAGUUUCUCUCAGCGAUUCAUCAGAGUUUCACCGGCAGACUGCAGCGUGUGUCCGUUAUACCGCUUAAACAUGUGCACCGGAGCCAUGCGAGCGAUCGACGGGUUCAAAGCGCCGAACAGACGCCUGCGGACGACAAUCAGUGUUUAUCAGAGUGAAGAGAGUCACUCACCUGUGGAGGACACACACGAGCAUGUAGUUAAUGUGGUGUAUAUUGACCGAUCAGGCCGGAGGAUUCCAGUCAAAGCUAAAGUUGGUGAUAAUAUUCUUUAUCUGGCGCACAAACAUGGCAUUGAUCUCGAGGGGGCGUGUGAAGCAUCUCUCGCGUGCUCUACGUGUCACGUGUAUGUCAAGAGUGAAUACCACGACAAACUUCCAGAACCUGAAGAAAGGGAGGAUGAUAUGUUGGACAUGGCACCGAUGCUGCAGGAGAAUUCUCGUCUGGGUUGUCAGAUCAUUCUGACCCCUGAAAUGGAUGGCAUCGAGGUGACACUUCCAAAGGUCACGCGCAACUUCUACGUGGACGGUCACGUCCCCAAACCUCACUGACAGGGUCAAAGGUCAGGGGUCAUGAGUGAGCACUGAAGGCCAAACGCUUCGUUGACCGAUGUGACCGAUUGCAAAGCAGUGUGGGAUACCAACACUAUUCACUUUCAACCGAAACGAACGCACAAAACUUACGACAGUGGCAGUCAGUGUCCAUAUAAACUGAAGCUUCUUUCACAGUUCAGAGCUGAUAAAAGCUGUUUUUAAUUCUGUGAUGUCAACCGAGUCUGUGAAACAUCUGCACAGAAUUAUUGAACUCGCAUGAAGUUCUCAUCUGUGUGCUUCUGUUUGUUCUGUUAAAUACUUUUACAGCACAUUAUAAAUUACAGCAUAUUUUUGACUUGAGUUUACUGAUAAAACAUUCAAAUCUGCAGUCUGUUGAUCGGGAUCAGUACUGUAUUUAUUCGUAUAUCAUCACUGAUUUCUAUAAAACAUGAGCGCUUCAUUACAGCUCAAAUCAACACAUCAGAAAUGUCAAACCGAAUCUAACGAAUAAACUAAAUAAAUUCUAUAAACAUCUAUGAAAUUGUGCAUAAAGAGGAUUUUUUGCAUGGUGACAAAUUUGUUCAAAUCAAAUCAAAUCACUUUAUUGUCACACAGCCAUAUACACAAGUGCAAUAGCUGUGUGAAAUUCUUGGGUGCAGUUCCGAUCAACAUAGCAGUCGUGACAGUGAUGAGACAUAUACCAAUUUACAAUAAACAUCAGAUUAACACAAUACAAUUAAAGUCUAAUAUACACAUAAUUACACUCAACACAAUAUACAAAUAAUAACAUACACUGUACAGUAUACAAUACGCACAAUAUAGAAUACACAUUAUUCAAUAAAAAGUAUAUAUAUAGUAUAUAUAGAAUGUACAGUAUUGUACUGUAUUGACAUUCAGGCUGUCGGUUCAUAGUCAGUUUUGUGACAAUCAAGUACAUUUUCCCACCAAAUGGUCGUUACUGUAAUAUGAGAAAACAUUUGACUUUAAUUUAAUUGUAAUACCAGUUAUUCUCAUUACUGCAAUGCAGUACAUAACAAUUUAAAUUAAUUUAAAAUACAGCACAACAAAUAUUAGCAUGAUGACUAAAUACUUGACAGUUUAAAUAAGGGGAAAUGUCAUGAAAAUAAUGUCACAAUAUAAAAAAUCUUAAUAGUGGCUAAAUAUUUUUUGUAUUACAUUUUGGGCUAAAAUGACUUGGACAUGUUCUUCACAACAAACAUUGUAAUUAAUUUCUGAUGUCUGGCCUUUAUACAGAUAUUGUGUCAUUCAUUUCAGUUUAUUAUUAUUGAUCACUAAUAAACACAUUUCUC
This is a messenger RNA of Myxocyprinus asiaticus (Chinese sucker), 1885 nucleotides long. It is a transcript of the gene fdx2, whose product is annotated as ferredoxin 2. Gene Ontology annotation, molecular function: 2 iron, 2 sulfur cluster binding. The record is from RefSeq and is a predicted model, not a curated record. Gene Ontology annotation, biological process: P450-containing electron transport chain; positive regulation of oxidoreductase activity. Bases 15 to 593 code for a protein of 192 amino acids. Gene Ontology annotation, cellular component: mitochondrion. NCBI's taxonomy places the organism in Eukaryota, Metazoa, Chordata, Actinopteri, Cypriniformes, Catostomidae. The transcript has 5 exons.